AUGUAUGCCAGACUAGGGGAAUUCAGUGAAGAUGAUUCACCAGAGUACAAGUGGCAACAAAAACCAGAGUACAAGUGGCAACAAAAACCAGAGUACAAGUGGCAACAAAAACCAGAGUACAAGUGGCAACAAAAACCAGAGUACAAGUGGCAACAGAAACCAGAGUACAAGUGGCAACAAAAACCAGAGUACAAGUGGCAACAAAAACCAGAGUACAAGUGGCAACAAAAACCAGAGUACAAGUGGCAACAAAAACCAGAGUACAAGUGGCAACAGAAACCAGAGUACAAGUGGCAACAGAAACCAGAGUACAAGUGGCAACAAAAACCAGAGUACAAGUGGCAACAAAAACCAGAGUACAGAAAGUACAAGUGGCAACAAAAACCAGAGUACAAGUGGCAACAGAAACCAGAGUACAAGUGGCAACAGAAACCAGAGUACAUGUGGCAACAAAAACCAGAGUACAUGUUGCAACAAAAACCAGAGUACAAGUGGCAACAGAAACCAGAGUACAAGUGGCAACAAAAACCAGAGUACAAGUGGCAACAGAAACCAGAGUACAAGUGGCAACAAAAACCAGAGUACAAGUGGCAACAGAAACCAGAGUACAAGUGGCAACAAAAACCAGAGUACAUGUUGCAACAAUACUCUGAGCUUAACUGA
Homarus americanus (American lobster) is the source of this 663-nucleotide messenger RNA. RefSeq names its product glutenin, low molecular weight subunit-like. The coding region runs from base 1 to 663 and encodes 220 amino acids. The transcript has 3 exons. The record is from RefSeq and is a predicted model, not a curated record. NCBI's taxonomy places the organism in Eukaryota, Metazoa, Arthropoda, Malacostraca, Decapoda, Nephropidae.